Gastrolobium bilobum is the source of this 1878-nucleotide messenger RNA. RefSeq names its product probable serine/threonine-protein kinase At1g54610. Bases 1 to 1878 code for a protein of 625 amino acids. Gene Ontology annotation, molecular function: cyclin-dependent protein serine/threonine kinase activity; ATP binding; RNA polymerase II CTD heptapeptide repeat kinase activity. The record is from RefSeq and is a predicted model, not a curated record. Gene Ontology annotation, cellular component: nucleus; cyclin-dependent protein kinase holoenzyme complex. The transcript has 8 exons. Gene Ontology annotation, biological process: positive regulation of transcription elongation by RNA polymerase II; protein phosphorylation. NCBI's taxonomy places the organism in Eukaryota, Viridiplantae, Streptophyta, Magnoliopsida, Fabales, Fabaceae.
AUGUAUGUGCCAGAGCAUGUUGUGACUAAGAGCAGUUUCGUUAAGAACAUAGUUGUUACAUUAUACUUGCAGUUUCGAGUAGUCUGCAUGGGAGGCGUUAACGGCAAGUAUGAUAACACACGAAACCGAAACCGAAACCGAAACCGCGAAGUUGAGAGGUUGAAACGUGAAAAUGAGAAUUCAAACAGAGGUUCUGCAGCUAAACCAACAAGACACAAGGAUUAUUCAAGGACACAUUCAUCUAAGCAUGUUGUGGAAGUUGAGGAUGAGGAGACUAAGAAAAAAGUAGAAGUUAGUACUAUUGGAGGAAGAGAAGGAGAUGUUAGAAACGAUAAGACCAGUGAGGUUGGAAAUGUUUCAAUGAGAUCAGAGGAGAAGAAGAAGAUUGCAAGCUAUGAAUUUGUUGAUGGCUGGCCAAAAUGGCUUGUUGAUAAUAUCCCCAAAAACUUUUUGGCUAGUUUGGUUGCCAAAAGUGCUGAUUCCUAUGAAAAACUUGAUAAGGUAGGACGUGGAACAUAUAGCAAUGUGUACAAAGCAAGAGAUAAGGAAACUGGGAAGAUUGUUGCUUUGAAGAAGGUACGGUUUGAUACAUCAGAUUCUGAAAGCAUAAAGUUUAUGGCAAGAGAGAUCAUGUUACUGCAGGCACUGGAUCAUCCCAAUGUUAUCAAACUUGAAGGAUUAGCAACAUCAAGGAUGCAAUAUAGUCUUUAUCUAGUUUUUGAGUACAUGCAAACCGACCUUACCAGAAUUAUUUCCCGCCCUGGGGAAAGACUCACUGAACCACAGAUAAAGUGCUAUAUGCAGCAGCUGCUUUUGGGGCUCCAGCAUUGUCAUGAGAGGGGAGUUAUGCACCGAGAUAUUAAAGCUUCUAACUUGUUAAUAGAUAAAAGAGGGGUGCUAAAAAUUGCAGAUUUUGGGCUUGGAUAUUCCUUUGCUAUUAGACCUGAAGGGCCUCUUACAAAUCGAGUUGUGACACUUUGGUAUAGAGCUCCUGAACUUCUUUUAGGCUCAACUGAUUAUGGAUAUGGCAUUGAUCUAUGGAGUGCAGGAUGCUUGUUGGCUGAGAUGUUUGUUGGAAGACCAAUUAUGCCCGGGAGGACAGAGGUAGAACAGCUUCACAUGAUCUUCAAACUUUGUGGUUCACCUUCAGAGGAUUUCUGGAAAAAAAUGAAGCUAACAACAAGCUACCGUCCACCUCAACAUUACAAAGCUAAUUACGAAGAAAACUUCCAGGUUUUUCCUUCGUCUGCCCGUGGUCUCUUGAUCACACUUCUUGAUCUAGACGCUGACCGUCGUGGCAGUGCUGCCUCUGCUCUUGAAAGUGAAUUCUUCAAAUCUAGUCCAUUAGCAUGUGACCCUUCAGCGUUACCAGUAAUCCACAAAGACGAGGAUGAACGCUCACAAACUAAGAGACGCAGAAGGCGCAAGAGUUUGAAAAAGGGCAAAGUAUCUCAAACAAGUACAAGCAAUGUAAGCCUGUCAGGAAAGAACCAAAUUGCUGAACAAAGCAGCAGAGAUUUUGAAACAUCAAAGGAGGAGAAGAGUAUGGAACAAAGCUUGCAAGGUCAAGAAACGGGGAAUAGUGGAAGCAGCAGGUCGUCACAAUUUAUGAGCGAAAGGAGCAUGAAUGCAUCUAUAUCCCCAGUUUUCCUCUCUAGUGGGAGAAAAUCCCCCAAAACUGAGGGCCAUCCUAAUGCUCUUAAGAACAUAAAGAACUACACCCUCUUACAGGCAUCUAUCAUUGAUAUCAUCAAUCGCAACGAAGGCGAUGAAUCGGGCCAGUUGCGUAGGUCCUUUUCUGCGUUGGAUUUUAGGCUUGAUCCAGCGAAGCUAUCAAGUAUCUACGGAUCAAGCAAGAAGUUGGACCAUGAAAUGUGA